AUGGCGCCGUUCCAGAUGCGGUUCGGGCUCGGGAUCUCCCCGUCGCGCACCUACGACGAGGAGGAGGAGGAGGAAGACGACGAGGAAGAGGAAGAGUUCGAGGAGGACGGGUUCGAAGAGGAGGCGGAGAGCGACGGGACGGCCUCGCCGCCGUCGACGAUGAUGCAAGCCGGGAGGGGAGGCGGGCUGGUGGGCGCGGUGGUCGGCGCGCUGCGGCGGUCGCUGGUCAUGUGCAGCGCCGGCGCGAUGGGGGAGGACGACGACAGCGACAGCGACGGCGACGAGGAGGGGAUGGAGAUUGGGCGGCCCAUGGACGUGCGGCACGUCGCGCACGUCACCUUCGACCGCUUCGGCGGCUUCCUCGGUCUCCCCGCCGACCUCGAGCCCGACGUGCCCCGACCCACGCCCGGCGUCAGUGCAAGUGUAUUUGGCGUUUCACCAACCUCUUUGCAAUGUUCAUAUGAUCAAAGAGGAAAUAGUGUGCCCACAAUACUCUUGAUGAUGCAGAGGAAGUUGUAUCUACGAGAAGGACUUAAGAUUGAAGGGAUCUUCAGAAUUAACGCAGAGAAUGGUCAAGAAAUCUGUGUCAGGGACCAAUUAAACAGUGGCGUGGUUCCGGAUGAAGUUGACUUGCACUGCCUGGCUGGGUUGAUAAAGGCAUGGUUUCGGGAACUUCCAACAGGAGUAUUGGACACGCUGACUCCAGAGCAAGUAAUGCACUGCAACACAGAAGAGGAGUGCGCUCUCCUUGCUUCUAUGCUACCACCAGUUGAAGCAGCAUUACUUAACUGGGCUAUUAAUCUAAUGGCCGAUGUUGUGGAGCUUGAAAACUACAACAAGAUGAAUGCGCGAAACAUCGCUAUGGUUUUUGCGCCAAACAUGACUCAGAUGGCCGAUCCAUUAACUGCCCUGAUGCAUGCAGUUCAGGUGAUGAAUUUCCUCAGGACUUUGAUCGUAAGGACCGUAAGGGAAAGGGAGGAGUUAGCUACAGCAUCCAUGACAUUGCAGUCAUGCUCUGAUUCCCCAAAUGACCAAGACGAACCUCAGAUGCCGGAGCAUUUGGAGAAACCGUUCACUUGUUCAAUUCAGGAGAGGGUCGAUCACCCGAUGAUUGAUAAGGCUAUUUCUGAACAGCUCCUAUCUGAAGCUCAACAAGUCCUCCAUAAUUCCAAAAAUGAUUUCGAAGAACAAGAGAAGAAGUGUGAUAUGGACCACAAUAAGUGCCACAGUGGAGUUCCUCCACGUCACAAUGAUCCGAAUAGCGGAGUGACCAGUUCCGGAAGAGAAUUUGGCAAUAGGAACGUGGAAGGCUUGUUCGACAGAUUUAGUUUCAGGAAAGGUGUGGAGAGGCUGUGCAGGCACCCUGUGUUUCAGUUGAGUAGGUCCAUGAGGAAGGCCCCAGACGUGGCUGUGUUUGAUGCUCCCAGAGAAGCAAGACAAGCUUGGGUAUGA
This is a messenger RNA of Triticum turgidum subsp. durum (durum wheat), 1452 nucleotides long. The record is from the annotation of a GenBank genome assembly. NCBI's taxonomy places the organism in Eukaryota, Viridiplantae, Streptophyta, Magnoliopsida, Poales, Poaceae.